Molecule: messenger RNA, 2536 nt
Organism: Cuscuta europaea
Lineage: Eukaryota; Viridiplantae; Streptophyta; Magnoliopsida; Solanales; Convolvulaceae
Source: the annotation of a GenBank genome assembly
AGCCAAUCAGUCGAGAGCAAGAGAUUGGAUAAGGCGAUUUUUGAGCCCCUACGCAUUGCCGCAAGUUACCGCACCCAAGCCGGAUUCCUAUGAACACUAUCACAGGAUCAUCACGUCCGAUUGCGCAUGAAAUCAACCACCCAAUUACUGGGAAUUCAUCCAAAUUCUUUGUUAAUUUUAUAGUUUAUACAUAAUAGAUGACUUCAAUUUCUUCGUCGACACCUUUGCAACUUCAAUUCGUCAGCAGAACUCGUCUCUCUCGCAGUUCACUUCAACCGCCGUCAUCUCUCACCGUUCACCAGCGGAGCCACUCUGUGUUUCGUCGAUGCGCGAUUGCAGUCAAGACCAGCUCCGGAGGUUGUGCUGGCAACGCGCAGGAUGCUCACAGCUCGGAGCUUCUAAGGAAACCGGUUGCUACUUCGGUGGAGUCUGCCGGAGAGGGAGAGUCAACGGAGGAUGGGUGUUACGGUGAAAGUGAGGAUAUUGGUAAAGAGGAGUGGGUGGAUUGGGAGAACAAGAUUUUGGAGGAAACUGUCCCGCUUGUAGGGGUUGCUCGGAUGCUUCUUCAUUCUGGAAGAUAUGAAGUUGGUGAUAGGCUAAGCUUUGAGCAUGAAAAAAUUUUGUUGGAAAGGUUUCUUCCAUAUCAUCCAGAGUAUGAAAAGAAGAUUGGCUGUGGUGUCAACUAUAUUACGAUAGGAUACCACCCCAUUUAUGGAAAAUCGCGAUGUCUAUUCUUAGUGCGCGAAGAUGGAGAGUAUGUAGAUUUCUCAUACUGGAAGUGCAUAAAGGGUUUGAUCAGGAAGAAGUAUCCACAUUAUGCUGAAACCUUUAUUCUCAAUCAUUUUGAUAGGAGUAAGCGUUAGUAAAGGUUUAUAUUUGGACUUGUGGCUAUCCCACUUUUAUCAAUUUACAGAAAGAAAUUCUUGGACCUAUUGAUUUGAGCAACCAACAUUUAAAGGACAAUGAUGUAAAAUGUUGUAUCUAAUACCGCUUGUAGUAAAAGUUAGAGAGAAUUCCCUAAAUAGGAGUAAAAAAGUUUUGAAAUUCCAAAAUAAGAGUAUCAUGUUUUUUAUUCCCUAAAUAGGAGUAAAUUUCUGCCAAACAUGGCAUUACUAGGCUUUAAACAUGGCAUUUUCUUCCAAACUUGGCAGAUCACUCCUGUUCAGGGAAUAAAAAACAUGAUACUCCUAUUUUGGAAUUUCAAAACAUUUUUGCUCCUAUUUAGGGCAAUUUCUAUAAAAGUUGUUCGUAUUUACGCUCCGCAAAUAUGAUAAUGUGGUAUGUUGCUAAACAGUUAUGCUAUAUUCUUGAUGUGAGAAAUAAUGAGAGGCUUACCAAAAUAAGGCUAUUAGCCCUAUAUAUUACUCUCUUUUUGUGGUCACCGUCAAAUCUUUUCAUGCCAAUUACAUUGCCACCGCCACAGUGACACCGUCAUAGUGAUACCGUCACAGUGACAUCCACAACCUCCUGCCAUUGAUUACCGCCGCCGGUCGUAGACCGUCGUCGGUCACAGUGACACCGUCAUAGUGACGUCACCAUCACACAGUGACGUCACUUUCGCCAGAUCCACUGAACUCCACCUUGCCUCUUCCGGUUACUUCCACCACUGCCAUUUGACCACAAUGGUUGCUGCCGGACCUUUCGGCAACUCCCACCGCACAACCAAUGCCCUCCCCAGCCCCCCUCACAAACCCUAGCCCAGCCCUGAUGCAAUCCCUUGUCCCAACCUGACCACCAACCUACCAACCCUUUUCAUAGUCCAUCUCACCUUCCUGGACACGCCUUCUUCCCAGCCCCUUCCCCAUUUGCUCUAACCCCGUCUCCCUAAGCCAAAAAUUUCAGAUCUGUGAAGAAAAAAAUCAGAUAUGCGGUGGAUUUGUUCAGCCCCAAGAUAGAUUUGUUCGGUCCCAAGGUAGUCGACAGAUUUGACCCAGCCACGAAACUCAUCGUCGACCACUAGAUUUUCUCAUGUCGCAUUGAUGAAGCUCGAAGAUGGAGUUUCUCAGCGAAGCUCGUCGCCGUUAUCGCCAAAUUAGAAGUUCGUCGGCGAAUCUGUGCACAAGCUUACUGCUAGUUUUGAUUCAGCGAGAGAAGGAAAAGAAUGCUUCGUCAGUGCGUUGCUCAACGCUCGUUGUGGCGGCAGAGGUGUUGUGUGUUGGAUGGAGGUUGGAUGGCUUGGAGCAGGGAAGAAGAUGGAAGAUCUGUAGAUUUGUGCGAGGGAGGCGGAUGGCGCAGACAUGCGAGCUGCGUAGAUCUGGAUUGGGGGAGAAGCAUCGGUCACUUUUUUUGUAAACUUUAAAAGAAGUCAUAUGUAUGUCUAUUAAAACCUUAUAGGUUAUAUUUGUGCCAUGGUUUCUGAUAUAUAUCAUUUUAUUAAACUCAAUUUAGAUUAAUAUUUUUCUUAUAUUUUCUAGUAUGAUUAGACUCUAAAUUUGAAGCUAAACUCUUUUAUAUUUUUUUUUCUAUCUUGAAACUUGUAAACUGUUACGGAUGUAAGUUAUUUUCAUAAACUUCUGUUCUUGAGUAUUAACUCGUC